Messenger RNA from Silurus meridionalis, 2213 nucleotides. RefSeq names its product myxovirus (influenza virus) resistance G (gene mxg). The record is from RefSeq and is a predicted model, not a curated record. Gene Ontology annotation, biological process: defense response to virus. Gene Ontology annotation, molecular function: GTPase activity; microtubule binding; GTP binding. Lineage: Eukaryota; Metazoa; Chordata; Actinopteri; Siluriformes; Siluridae. The transcript is spliced from 14 exons. Bases 88 to 1986 code for a protein of 632 amino acids. Gene Ontology annotation, cellular component: cytoplasm; microtubule; nucleus.
UGUGUGUGUGUGUGUGCACAUGUAUAUAUAGAGCCACAUCACUUUCAGUUUAUUUUCAUGCUCUGUGAAUCCCACUGUCUCUGCUAAAUGAUGGAGAAUGAACAAUCUACUUAUGAAGAGGUUGCUUAUACUGAGGAAAAUUGUAAGCCAAUGGAAGGGGUUUUCCAUAGCCAUCUAGAGGAGAGGGUUCGUCCUUACAUUGAUUUGAUUGACUCUUUGAGGCUGAUUGGUAUUGACGAAGAUUUAGCUUUACCAACUAUAGCUGUAAUUGGAGAUCAGAGCUCUGGAAAAAGCUCUGUGUUAGAAGCACUAUCUGGAGUGGCAUUGCCCAGAGGGAGUGGUAUUGUAACAAGGUGCCCACUGGAGCUAAAGCUGAGAAAGAUCAAAGGUGGAAUUAAAUGGCAAGCUGUAAUAUCUUACAAAGAGGAGUUCAUUGAGUUUGAAGACCCAUUGCUGGUUGAGGGUUAUGUUGAGGCAGCCCAGAAUGAGUUGGCUGGAGAAGGUGUUGGAAUCUGUGAUGAACUCAUCACACUGGAGAUCAUGGCUCCUGAUGUGUGUGACCUCACACUGAUCGAUCUCCCGGGGAUUGCCCGCGUUCCUGUAAGAGGUCAGCCUGAAGACAUUGGACAUCAGAUCAAAUCCCUCAUACGGAAAUAUAUAGAUAAGGAACAGACUAUAAAUUUAGUCGUGGUCCCAUGUAAUGUUGACAUUGCAACAACAGAAGCUCUGAAAAUGGCACAGGAAGUGGAUCCGGAAGGAAAAAGGACUUUGGCUAUUCUUACAAAGCCAGACCUCAUAGACAGAGGAACAGAGAAAAACAUCUUGGAUAUAGUCCGAAAUAAGGUCAUUCCCUUGAGCAAAGGAUAUGUCAUUGUUAAAUGCAGAGGCCAAAAGCAAAUUGAUGAUAAGACCUCAUUGACCGAUGCUACUCGGGUGGAGAGAGAAUUCUUCAGACGUCAUGAAUUCUUCAGUUGCCUGUUGUACGAGGAGAAAGCAACUAUCCAGUGUCUUGCCACCAAACUGACUCAAGACCUUGUUGAUCACAUCAAAAAAUCAUUACCUCUGAUCUCAGAAGAGAUCAAGAAACAACUGUGGAGCUUGAGGAAAGAGCUAGGUCAUUGUGAAGCUGGUCCACCUCUGGACCCACAGAUGCGGAAAGCCUUUUUUAUUGAUACUUUGACGAAAUUUAAUGAUAAGAUCAACCGUUUGGCAACCGGGGAAGUGGUCAACGACGAAAACUUGUUUGUACUGCUACGGUCCGAGUUCAAAAAGUGGAAUGACCAACUUGACAACUCAAAAGCAUCAUUUCACAAAACAGUCCAGGAUGUGGUGACUGAAUAUGACCUGAAACACAGAGGACGAGAGCUGCCUGGUUUCAGUGACUACAAGGUGUUUGAGAUGGUGGUGCAGAAGCUUGUGAUCCAACUAACAGGACCAGCUAUUGACACGCUCAGGCUCAUCAGGGACACCAUUCAGAAACAGUUUUCAGAUGUGUCCAAGGUCUGCUUCUGUACCUACCCCUUCCUCCAGUGUGUUGCAAUGAACAAGAUAGACAACAUCCAGUCAAAGCAGGAAGCAAAGGUCGAGCAGAGGAUCUUGGAGCAAUUUGAAAUGGAGCAAUUGGUCUACACUCAAGACGGCAUCUACUUCAAGACCCUGAAUGAGACUCACUCUGUUAAUGGCCAAAAGGCUUCAGAAGAAAACUUUGCUGGGUUUGACAGCAGAAAUAAAUAUCCUGAAAUGCUGCAGGCUUAUUAUGAGAUCGUGGUGCAGCGCUUGGCUGACCAGGUACCCAUGUUGAUCAGGUACUUCAUGCUGAAGGAAUCGGCCCAGCUGCUGUGCAGCGAGAUGCUGGGUUUGAUGGACUGUGCCAACGUGGCCGAUGCCUUACGUGAAGAGACGGAUGUCAGCAGACGCCGCAUUGACAUGCAGAACCGCGUGGACCGUCUUAGCCUUGCUCAAGAGAAACUCAGCAACUUUGUUUAAAGUCAGGAGGCCACUGAAUAGUUCAAAUUCAGCACCUAAAGCAACAUCUGGACUAAAGAUUUUUGUAAUGUGGUGUGUAAAAAGAGGGAAAAAAUGUAAUCCCUAUUGGUUUCUGGUCCUUGACUGUCACCAAUGACCAUCAGUGACAUUUUUUAUAUUUAAUUUUUUGUAGAAAAGCUUUUAAACCAGAGAUAUCAACACUUCAUAAUAAAUUAUGUAAAGUGUCA